UCUGCCCUGCUCGCUCACAGGUCUGGCUCUCCCUUAUCGGGGAGCCGGCUGGGUGAGUCAGCGGCCUAUCAGGAGCAGGAGGGUAAACGUGUAAGGCCAGGCAGGAGCCCAAGCUGUUAGGCAGGUUGCCGGGGAGCUGGGAUCCAACAGUCAAGGUCCAUGCGGGGGUUGCGACAUUGCAUCGCCCUCCAGCAGGACAGUCUGCCAGGCUGUCGGAGAAGCCGCACCUGCAGGUGGACCAAGCCCGGUGCAGGAUGAGGCUCUGGCUGCUGGCGGGUUUAGCGGCUGCGCUCACCCUUGUGGCGGUGGCCGGGGCCGACCUGGGGGACUCGACGGAGGUGGAAGAUGUGGUAGGAGAGAAAGAGGAUCGGCUGCGAGUCAGGAGGGAGGACAAGAAACCCAGGCCACCACCUUCCCAACCCUGUCCUGGCUGCUAUUCUCCUCUGAGCAAGCCAGGUAAACCAGCGAGAGCCAGGAGACAAGUGGAGAAACAGCAGCAACCCGGACGCAGACCCAGGCCUGAACAUACCUGGAGACCAGGCGUCCUGACUUCUCUAAGCAAGGACGAGGAUCGGCUGCGAGUCAGGAGGGAGGACAAGAAACGCAGGCCACCCCUUUCCGAACCCUGUCCUGGCUGCUAUUCUCCUCUGAGAAAGCUGGGUGAACCAGCGAGAGCCAGGAGACAAGUGGAGAAGCAGCAGCAACCCGGACGCAGACCUACCUGGAGACCAGGCUCCCUGAGUCUCCUAAGGCCUGCCAAGCCGGAGGUCCAGGAUUCAGAAGUGAGAACCAGGAGGGAAGUUGAGAGAUAUCCGCAGCUGCGACCUGGACCCAGAUCGAAUUCUCCAGGGCACUCACUUUACAACUACGGCUAUAUGACUGCUCUUUCUUCCCCUGCCAACAUCAGCCUCCAGGGGCCUGCACCACACGGGCGAGGCAGGAGGGCGGCUGAAGGAACUGAGCCGCGCACACUAAAACCCAAGCGACCCAGGCUGCCCUGCUCGGGCUGCUACAGCCCUCUAGUGUCCCCCAAGGACAACCACCAGCAAGAGAGAGUUAAGAGGGAAGGCCAGAAACCACAGCGAGACAGACCCACAAGGAAGCCCACUUGGAGACCCGGCUCUGGGUCCAUCAUAGGCUGGAGCCCUCCUAAGGAAGUCAAAGACAAGCUCCCCGGCCCCAAGCUCCCCUGUCCCAGCUGCCACGGAUCUGUAGCCACCGGCCAGGAGGGGCGCUCUGCUGAGGGGAUCCUGAGCCCCAGGACCAGGAGAGAAGACGAAAGGCCCCCGGUGGCGAAGCGCCAAGCCAAGCAGAGAGCAAGAGACAGACUGUACUGUGCUGGCUGCUAUUCUGGCAUCACACUGCGGAGCCAGACGCCCCCCUUGAGAGAGGCGGCGGAGGGAGGAUCAAGCGGAGAUUAGCUAGUGCACCCACCUGAGGCAGACUCCUUCCAGGCCUCACCUCCCGUGUGUAGCUAGGCAGCAGCCCAGGCUGGAGUCUGGUAGCCACCCCUCCCCUCCACGCCCCUGAGAUCAAUCUGGAUCCCAACCCCCCCUUCCCCCUCCAGCCAGUACAAACACCCCCUGCUUCUCCUGCUGUAGGGCUGGGAUGGAUCCAAGGCCCCUUUCUCUGCAUCCUGCAAACCCACAACCCCACCCGCCCCUGCCUCGUUCCCUGUAACAGCACAGACAAGGGGAGCGCGGCCGCCCGGGGACCGGAACGGCCUGUCCUGUGGUGCCCUCCGGCCUCCCAAGGUGCUGUGAAGAGGCAGAUAGAUAGAAAUGAAAUUAAAGCUCCAUAUAAAGGGCUGAAUCCACAGGGGUGUACGUGGGUCCAGCUCUGCUGUGCUGAGCGGAACUGCGCCCGUUUAUACCUGCGGGGAACGUGAGCUAAGAGCGCAAAUAAACACAAAUCACUCGC
Messenger RNA from Mauremys mutica (yellowpond turtle), 1920 nucleotides. Its product is annotated as translation initiation factor IF-2-like. NCBI's taxonomy places the organism in Eukaryota, Metazoa, Chordata, Testudines, Geoemydidae. The coding region runs from base 255 to 1421 and encodes 388 amino acids. The transcript has 10 exons. The record is from RefSeq and is a predicted model, not a curated record.